Parascedosporium putredinis is the source of this 981-nucleotide messenger RNA. The record is from the annotation of a GenBank genome assembly. NCBI's taxonomy places the organism in Eukaryota, Fungi, Ascomycota, Sordariomycetes, Microascales, Microascaceae.
AUGCCGACAGGGGCGGCUCUUGCCUUUAUUGUUCUUGCCCUGUGUCUUAGCAUUCUGGUCAUGUCACUCGACAACAAUGUCAUCGCGACAGCCAUCCCCACCAUAACGGACGAGUUCUCCCGCCUCGACCACGUGGGUUGGUACGGCAGCGCGUACCUACUCACCACGGCCUCCCUCCAGCUCCUCUUUGGCAAGUUUUACACCUUUUGGAACAUGAAGACGGUGUUUAUUUCCGCCGUAGCCAUCUUCGAGCUUGGGAGCCUCAUUUGCGGGGUCGCGCCGACUAGCCUCGCCUUCAUCCUGGGACGGGCGGUGGCGGGGGUAGGCGGCGCGGGGAUCUUUACCGGGGCGUUUACGAUCUUGGCGUAUACCGUGCCGCUAGAGAAGAGGCCAUUGUAUACCGGGGCACGAAACGUUUACUCUUCCGCGCUCUACAACUUCCACCUGGGUGCGGCCUUCCUUCUUUCCGUCUAUUUUCUGCCGCUAUGGUUCCAGGCCGUCAAGGGUGCCUCGGCCGUUUCUUCCGGUCUCUAUAACUUGCCAUUGCUCAUCGCCGUCGUGGUAUUCUCGCUGGGGGCCGGAUGGCUCGUCACCAGAUGGGGCUAUUACGCACCCUUCAUGCUUUCGGGCUCUCUGGCCAUGGCGCUGGGCUACGGGCUCAUCUCCACCUUCAAGCCUGACACGCCGCCGGUGCAAUGGAUAGGCUAUCAGCUUCUGGCAGGCACAGGAGUAGGUCUGGGUCUCCAGCAGCCGCUCGUGGCGGUGCAGGCCGUCCUCCCUCUGGCCGACGUGCCUACGGGGACGGCCAUUGUGGCGGGGAAUCGCCGUGUCGGCGGGCCAGGCCAUCUUUACCUCGCUCCUGGCGGCCAAGGUGCGGAAACCCUCCCGGAACUGGAUGUUGGCGUCGUCCUCGGCACGGGGGCGACGAGGAUCCGGAGGCUGUUUCGGGGAGGCGCUGGGGAGACUAGGCGAGGCGUAUAA